This is a messenger RNA of Callorhinchus milii (elephant shark), 5479 nucleotides long. RefSeq names its product ankyrin repeat and MYND domain containing 1 (gene ankmy1). The transcript has 16 exons. Bases 159 to 3137 code for a protein of 992 amino acids. Gene Ontology annotation, molecular function: protein binding. The record is from RefSeq and is a predicted model, not a curated record. Lineage: Eukaryota; Metazoa; Chordata; Chondrichthyes; Chimaeriformes; Callorhinchidae.
AACAACACAUAGACAGACACACAGACAGCCAAACCAAGGUGCACUUUUCCUCUUGUGCAAACCCCCCCCCAAAAAAAAACCCCAUGUGAAAUCACUUCUUUUCGAAGCGUUUUCUCUCUCUCCGAUUGAUGUAGGAAUCGGGAAGAACUCCGGUCGCUAUGACAUUGCCGAGUGUUGAGCAGCGACUCGAGGACACAGCCCCAGGAGGAGAGCUGAACCCUGAAACCCGGGAUCGGGGCAUUGCAGAUGGCAUCCUCCACCAGGCGGCCCCCCCCAAGCCUGUCAGCCCCACUCACACAGACACCCCCCACCUCAGCCCGGUGCCAAAGGCAAGGCAGCCCGAGCAGGCCUGGUCAGAUGGCUGCACGUAUGAAGGAGACCUCAAAGACGGGCAGAAGCAUGGGUUUGGGGUAUUUAGAUGGGGCAAUGGGGAGUCUUAUGAAGGAGAUUUCUAUAAAGAUCAUCGUCACGGUGAUGGAAUUUACUCUUGGACAGAUGGAGUCAAAUUUAUUGGAAAAUUUUACCUUGAUCGUAAAGAAGGCUAUGGUACCAUAGAAAUGAACGAUGGCUCUGUGUUCCAGGGGUUGUAUAAAUCUGAUGAACGCUUUGGACCGGGGGUCUUGACGUACCCCAAUGGACACCAAGAUGUGGGUCUGUGGUACCGCGACCACUUGAUCAAGCUUUGUACUGCUCUCCCCAGAAAGUUUACAAUGAAGAAUCACCCAUAUUAUCAUCCCAUUAUCAAGAAAAACACCCUUGUGAUAAACCCUUCAGAAGAAGAGAAGUAUGUUUGGAGAAGGGACCCUAACACAGACCCGUUUUUCUAUCCUUUCAAAAAGCUGCUCUUUGAUGAUAAAUACACUUUGCCUCAAAACAUUGAGCAAUACUCCAAUGAUUGCGAUCACCUCCCUCUCACUUACUCAUUCAAGGAUGAUUGCGACAAGUAUUUUUUCAAGAAAGAUUAUAGAAUAAGGAUUGCAGAAGGUAACCAAGAAAUUGACUUACUGAACAAUACCCCUUUGCUCAUUAAAAUGCAGAAGCAUAUCCACAGACAUAGACAUAGUCAGAAAAAGCUCCAGUGGAAUGCAACUGCCGUGAUUGAAGGAAUUCGGGAGGGCUUUGGACCCAAAGGCAUUCUUGAGUGCAAUGCUGAAAAGCUGAUUUCUGCAGCUGGAAAUGGGAACUUUAAGAAAGUAAAGGAAAUCCUGAAAGCCAACUUAGCAAGUGCAGAUGUUGCUGAUCUCAAUGGGAAUACGCCACUCAUUGCUGCUUCUAUCAUUUGUCACAACAACAUCAUUAACUUUCUCCUCGAUAACGGAGCUAAUGUGAACAAGCUGGAUGAUGAAAGUACCACUGCCCUCAUUUCCUGCAACACUUUGUACUACCCCAUCGAUUCUUUCCAAUUUGAAAUUCCUGCUCAAUUGAAUUCUUCAACAGAAAUGGAUAAACCACUCACGACUGAUUUGAAUACAGAAAUUCUCCAUGUAUACGAUCAACAAAUUAAGCUUGGCACCUUAAAUCGUGUGAGAAGUCUACAUGCAGAUCAGCAUUUGAACCAAAAGCAUAUUGAAUUAUUUGAACAAAGCCUUGAAGAAAGCGAGGAUAUCAUUGAGCACGAAGCUAAGGAGGAUCAGUAUGAGAUAAACAUUGGCUCUGCAACAUCUCAGCCUUUCGAAUCUUUUGAGGCCCUCCAUGACUUUUCUAUUGAUGUUUCCAACAAGAAAUUGCAGUAUGCUGCUGAAAUCUUAAGCCGUAAUGCAAUGUUCAACCGAUUGAUUGAAGAACAAGGAUCAUCCAAGCAUGAUAUGGCAGAAAUUGUGUGGAAAAUGGCCCAAAUGAAAAGCGAACACCGGAAAAGAAAGAAGACAAUCAAGUUGCUUCUCCACAGAGGUGCAGACCCUAAUAUCUUUACAGACCCAAUGCAAACAAUUUUCUUUCCUGUGCUAGCAGCCGAUGUUAGUGGGGUGAAGCUCUUACUGGAGACAGGAGUAAAUACAAAUAUCCGAUUCCCCAAAAAGAGUCAAGGCUUAUUAGUUGGAGGCGGGAUUGAUCAAACAUCCAAAGUUUCUGGUGUCCAGCAGCUGAUCGGGUUCGAAGUAAAAAGCCUCAAUCAUUCUGGGGUCCCUCCACAUUACUUCGAUCAGCCUGCAAUAAUUCCCCCAAAUGUUGGUCGAUCUCCACUGCACAUUGCUGCCCAACGUGAUGAUGAUUACAAGAAUGCUCAUGAGAUUGUUCAGCAGCUAUUGACGCAUAAUGCAAAUCCCAAUACCCUGUGGAGCGGGCACUCACCACUCUCGUUGGCAAUCGGCAGUGGAAACGACCUGGCAGUGGAUGAACUCUUGAACAAUAGAGCUAACGUGAAUCUACCACUCGGUAACGGGGUAGGGAGUGCUCUUGCUUCAGCACUGAACCCAACGUAUGAGCACAGGAGAUCAAUGCAAGAUCGACUUGCACUAGUGGACAAAUUAAUUCGAGCUGGUGCCAAUAUUUUGAUGCCUAUCACAAUCGCACAUGGAGACAAUAUGACUGUGGGAACAGCUGUAGACUAUGCAUAUUUCAAGUUUUUUCAGGAUCAGAAGAUAGCGCAAACGCCUUAUCAUGCUCUGACACCCGAGGAGAGAGAAAUCUUCAACAACCGUCGCCAACUGCUCAAAAGACUUGGUGGACCCCUACGGCAUGCUGCCAUUUUGAAGGAAAAGAAACGGAUAGAUGAGCUGGCGAAAGUUGACAAGCAAGAUGGUGUAGAAGGACAGCCUAAUCAAAUCAGUCUUACCGCAAAAGCCAUCUUACACCGAUACAGUGUAGUGGGCGACUUAAAAGAAUAUCCAACCCAAAAGGAAUUUGCUGAGACGUGGCAAAGCAUGAAAGAUAAUCAACUGCAGAGACAACCCUUGUUUCUGUUCAAAUUCUGUUACAACUGUGGGCGCUCAGUGGGUGUGCGUCUGACUCUGUGCAGUCGGUGCAAAGAGGUCUAUUACUGCAGCAGGGCCUGCAAAUUGACUGCUUGGGAAGAAUUUCAUAAGUAUGAAUGCAAGCGAUUCAGAGCUCAACCAAAAAUCAAAAAGAAAGACACAAGUGGGGAACAGCAGCAGAAGGUCACCAAGAAACCCCCAAUAGAUAACUACAGCUUUAAUUAAAGUAUCUUUGAAUAUAUGACAUUUCUUUACGCAUUUUGUUUUAGGGGGCAGAAUCUGUGCUUGCAAACAAAGGCAUAAGGUGUCAAUACCUGUCAAUUCCAGGAAUGAAAAGCCUUUAAAAUUUUGCACAGCACAGGUAGCUUGCAGUACAUUGUCCCAACUAUUUUAACUUCAAUGGCAUGUAAAAUAAAUUAAUCAAACUAAGGAAUAAGUAGCACAAGUCAAUCUUUAUUGAAAACUUAAGUAAUAAUACAUAACAAUUCUUGUUACAAUAACAUGCCUUGAAGUUUCUUUUUAAAUCUCCGAGCUCACCUACCGUCAGAUUGCUUUUUUAAAAAAAUACCAAUGUAUGAAUUUACACAUAAUUGAACUGGCUCAGAAUGAUAAGAGUUUGUGGUUGAUGAAUUAGCCAAUGUAAAAUGAGGAUUUGAAACAGGUUGCUGGAAGACAACACUGACUGAGACUAAGUAGUAAGUACCAAAGUAAAAUACUUUAAAGCAUAAUGUUCAAAAAGGGUGCUUUUUCUGUUUAAGAAAAAAAGAGUGCCUUUUUAGUAACAAAAAUGAGCAGGAAAACUCAAUUGGGCAAUUGUACCUAUAAGUUGCAUGCAUUUUUGAACAGAAAGGCUAUCAUACGGCACAACAAUCAGACACCAAAUACAAUCUACUCACAAUGUGAAAUUCUGUAAACCAAAAGGCAAUAAACAAUUUCAGACAGGGUAAUAUUUCAGGCUGUAUCCAUCUACUACUGCAGGCAUCCUAAUUACUAAGUGUGCUUAUAUCGGUGGUCAAUUAAGAUUGCGUUGGCCAGUUAUGAUUGCAGGCAUAAGUGGUGCAAAGAUUUUGUAAACGUGCUGGAUCAACAGUGCCAUUUUCCCGUCCCUCUCCUCAAUUUACAAACUGCAGGAGCUCUGCAUUGCCCCCCCCCCCUUCUCUUUCAGGGUAGAUGAUCACCCAAAUUCUAACCUCAAAUUUCCAGGUGCUCAACAGACUGAAAUCUUGGAAAAAAAAUUUAAUCUUUCUCCCUCCCCCACCAAUCCAGCCAAAAUAUAAAUUAGUAAUGGACUAGAAUGUGAGUCAGUGACUGAAACAUUAAACACUGUUUGAAAAGUGAUAGUGUGCUUAGUUUUUUUAAAAAAAGCUGACUCCAAAAUAGUUAAUUGAAUCUAUACAACAAAACAUUUUGGUCUAGCCAAGUUUUUUUUUUGAAAAACAAAGCAGGCACAUUAAAAUUGCCUAGAGUGAUAGUUGAGGGUCUCCAAAUGUACUGCACUGUGUACUAUAAUAUGAAAAAAUUCCUUAAUUCAAAUAAUGCUUUAUGUUAAACAUUCCAAAUGAAAGCUUUUCACUGCCAAUUAUUCACCUCAGCACCCAUUACCUUCUUGUUGAAAUAUACAUCAUGGAAAAAAACAAAUGAUAUCACCACAGCACUUUUGUGCUGUCACUUAGUUGCCCAUUUUAACUUUUGUAGAAUCAUACAACCUGUAAAUACAGCCAAGUGAUCAAAAUGUAUUUACUACGUUGUGGCACACUGGAACAUUCACAUUAAUCAAUACACCUACAAUACUGCUCUUAGCUGCACCCCCUCAAAUGCUAAGAAAGUUGCAGUGCUGUGCAUUGGUUGAGCAAAGAUAUAGGAAUAUAUGGAAAGAGAGCAGAGGGAAUUAUAAUCAAUUUUAACAGAAUUUAGUUAACAGUAGUGUUGAUAGACUGACUAAUUUCUGGAUUGUCAAUACUUUUAUCUCAUGUCUUCCAGCACAAAACACCGAAUCCAAGUUUGAGUUUGUAAACUCUCGGAAAAGAUCAACCACACAUACUGUCUUUAUUCUCAUUAGAAUUUUUCUUAAAUUGGCUUCUUUGCACUUUUAUAGCUAAAAUAACAAUGUUUUGUGUGGGCAUUUUGGCAAAAAUGUUACUUGCAGAAAUGCAGUAUUUUCAUAGGUUGUGUGUGCACAUAUUUGCCUAAAAACAAUAAAAAUCACCUCUUCUGCUCAGCUACACUUGUUUGACAGUCUUGUGUACAUCAGUUUACAAAAGGAUUUAAGAGAUUAGCACAUUGGACACCAUUUUAUUUGGGAAUCUAGGACUAUACAAUUGAUGACCUCUUAACCAAAACAAAAAGUAAAACUGAAAGAUAAAAAAAAAAUCAAAUUCCUACUUGCUGAAACUACUUUAACAUAGGGUCAGAAAGAGCUCAAUGUUCUCCUCAAAACUUUCAGUGCUUUUCUAAACUGGGAGCUUUUCAGGCUUGAAAAUCUCCAUUUUCUGUGAUUUUUUGGCAAUUUUGGGUAGAGAACAUACAGUAAGUAUCAGAUGUGUUUCAAGCUGGAAUUUUGCUUUGAG